Messenger RNA from Racocetra persica, 136 nucleotides. NCBI's taxonomy places the organism in Eukaryota, Fungi, Glomeromycota, Glomeromycetes, Diversisporales, Gigasporaceae. The record is from the annotation of a GenBank genome assembly.
CCCUGGUGCCAAUCACCAAAUGGAAGGCCUUUGCAUCGAUAUUGUCAUUACGUCUACUUAUGAAACAAUGGAUCCUUUCACUGCUGUUACUGUGGAGCCUAAUUUAAGAAUGAGGCUCCGCAUUGCUCUUGUAUAG